AUGGCCGUCCCAACCUCGCCCUCUCGCAUGUCCCGCCUCGCCCUCUUCUCCACAAAGGCAGGGCCGUCCAGACUAGGUCCAUCGCCGCCCCUCGCCCCCGACCCAGGCGACCCCGACGACGACUGGUACAUCCCCUACAACGGCCCCAUCGAACAGCCGCCAAAGAGCAACCAUGCCUCCGACAGUCGGGACAGCUGGGGAGACAUCCUGCACGGCGUGCUCUCGGAGGAGGAGGACGGGGCCAGGCGCGGUGCAUCCGCCUCGGGGCACGACCCACGCCAGUCGCACGCAGCAAGCGCACCUGAACACGACGCCUCUCGCAGCCGCGCCGUCUCCAUCGCCUCGCGACAGACCCGGUCCACCGGAGCCGCAGACAGCAGGCGGAACACCAACGCCCGCAGCGGCGCCGCCCACCCCCGCCACACCCUCAAGCCCAAGGGCUCCACCAUGUCCUUCGUCAACCUCGACCAGCUCGGCGGCGUCGGCGGCACCCCGACGCCCGUCGAGCGCACGGCCCCGCACGCCUACCCUCCCCUGCCCCUGCCCGACCACCACCACCACCACCGACAGAGCCCGUCCCCGGCCUCCCGUCGCGCCAGCCUCGCGAGCAUCUUCACCUUUGGCCGCAGAAAGAGCCUCCGCACGUCGGCCUCCAUGGACAGCCUCGCCCGCGAGCGCACACAGCACCCCGACCCGGAGCCUCCGCUGCCCACUAGCGCUCCCGCCACUGCCACGCCACGCCCCGCGCUCGGCCGCGCGCGCGCCAACACCGCGGCCCUCCUGGACGCCACACGCGGCGCGACAACGUCGCGCAUCGUGCACGAAGACGAGUACUACGACUCGUACUACUCGACCCUGCUCGCGACGCCCGGCGACGGCGGCAGUGGCGGCGGCGGACCUGCCUCGGAAGACACCUCCCUGCGCUCGCACCACCCGUACGCAUACCCGUUCGCCCACCCCGACCCCUCCGCACCCGCAUCCGAGCCGCAAGGUGCACCCGCGACAACAGCGAACAAGGGCAAAGCCCGCCUCGUCGUGCCGCGCAUCAACUUUCUCGACCCGCGCGCCGGUCCGAGGGGUGCGGCGGGCACGGCGGGCACGGCGGGUGCGGGUGCGGGUGCAGAGGCAGCAGCAGCAGCAGGUGCGCGUGUGCCAGACUACCUCAAGCCCUCGCCGCGCAACUCGCUCCUCAAGGCGAGCAUCUCGACGCCGAACCUCAAGGGCCGCCAGCGCUGGCUCGCCGCCGAGACCUGCACGCGCAGCGGGUUCUCGACCCUCGCCCGCCAGCUGAGCGAAGACCUCGAGGACUUGCGGCACGCGUACGGCGGCGGCUCGCAGGAGGAUGACCUCUCGUUCGAGGAGCCGCGGAUGUGGAGCCGACUCCGGGGCCCGCCCCGCACGGACGACCUGUCCAACGAAGCGCCCGGUGUCGUGCUGGCGCGCUUCACGUCGCCGACGAGCUCGACGGACACCCGGAACGGGUACGACUCGCCCGUGCGCCUGCCGAUCGACACGUCCUUCGUCGUCGCGCCUGCGACGGACAUACCCGAGGACGUCGAGUCGUCGAGGGCGUCCAGCGUUUUUGAGCAGUCUCCUCUGCACGCUGAGGAGAACCCUCAAGAACGGCUGCGCGUCGGAUCGAUAGAAGCGGUCUCUACCCCGCCCGUGAUUUUCACGCCUCAGCGGCAGUCGCAAAUCAUCUCGCUCAUCGAGCACAGCGCGCCCGGCGAGCCAGAGGACGAGCGUGGUAUCGCCGCCGCUGCCGCCGCCUACUUCCGGCGCGACAGCGAGCCCGCCGAGCCGCGCCUGCUGCUCGUGCCCUCGCCGCGCUCGACGCUCCCCUCGCCACUCACGCCGAACACGCGCUCGAGCUACAUGACCUCGAACACGGACACGUCGCGCAUGUCCGGGCUGUCGGACUUUCCCGCGCCGCCGACGGUCCUGCCGUCGUCGUCGUCCGCGGCCGUGUCCGCGACGAGCCUCCUCCACCCGCACGUCGGCGCCGAGCUGCGGCCCCGCCUGGAGCGCGAGCCGAGCCUCGCGACGUUCGGCCGCCAGGACAGCGCUGCGAGCAGCGAGUACGGCCUCAUUGGCGAGGCGCUCUGA
Molecule: messenger RNA, 2106 nt
Organism: Phanerochaete carnosa HHB-10118-sp
Lineage: Eukaryota; Fungi; Basidiomycota; Agaricomycetes; Polyporales; Phanerochaetaceae
Exons: 3
Coding region: 1-2106 (701 amino acids)
Source: RefSeq, a predicted model, not a curated record